AUGAACUUCUUCAACCGCACCAAGACACGCUCCCCAGUCGAGAGUGUCCGCCUGCUGCGCGACUACAUGUCGCGACUGGACGGACCCGGCUCGUCAGAGGCCAAGAAGAAAGUCACAGAAGAGUGCUCCCGCUUGAUAUUCGCCAUCAAGGCGAGCCUGUGCGGCGAGGGUGAUGCGGACAGCACACCCGAAAUGGUGACGGCGGUGGCCAACGAGGUGUACAACACCGACCUGCUCGCACACCUAGUCUCGCACAUGCCCAAGCUCGAGUUUGAGGCCCGAAAGGACGUGGGACACAUCUUCAACACCCUCCUGAGGCGUACCAUCGGCACCCGUCUCCCCACCGUCGAGCUCAUGGUCAACAAGCCCGAAAUCAUCUUCACCACACUGAAAGGGUAUGCCGACCCAGAGGUGGCCCUCAACACGGGUAUGAUUCUCAAGGAGAUGCUGCGAUACGAGCCUCUGGCAAAGAUCUUGCUGUACUCGGACCAGUUCUACACGUUCCCCACAUACAUCGAGGACGCAACGUUUGGCAUCUCGUGUGAUGCGUUUGCCAACAUGAAGGAGACGCUCACAAAGCACAAGCCCAUGGUGGCUCAGUACCUGGACCAGAACUAUGACCGGUUCUUUGCCAUGUACAACACCCUGAUCAUGUCCAACAACUAUGUGACCAAGAGGCAAUCGCUCAAGCUCCUGGGCGAGAUCCUCCUCGACCGCGCAAACUACACCAUCAUGACCCGUUACAUUGCCUCGGAGGCAAACCUCAAGCUCAUGAUGAACUUUUUGCGGGAUCGCAGCAGGAACAUUCAGUUUGAGGCGUUCCAUGUGUUCAAGGUCUUUGUGGCCAACCCCAACAAGCCACCCGAGAUUGCGCGUAUCCUCAAGCGUAACAAGGAACGCCUGCUCAUCUUCCUCAAGGACUUUCACAACGACAAGGACGACGAGCAGUUUAAUGACGAAAAGUCGUUCUUGUGCGCACAGAUCGAGCGUCUGUAA
Molecule: messenger RNA, 996 nt
Organism: Apiotrichum porosum
Lineage: Eukaryota; Fungi; Basidiomycota; Tremellomycetes; Trichosporonales; Trichosporonaceae
Exons: 8
Coding region: 1-996 (331 amino acids)
Biological process (GO): intracellular signal transduction
Molecular function (GO): protein serine/threonine kinase activator activity
Source: RefSeq, a predicted model, not a curated record